This is a messenger RNA of Pygocentrus nattereri (red-bellied piranha), 1501 nucleotides long. Its product is annotated as solute carrier family 46 member 3. Gene Ontology annotation, cellular component: lysosomal membrane. Gene Ontology annotation, biological process: vacuolar transmembrane transport. NCBI's taxonomy places the organism in Eukaryota, Metazoa, Chordata, Actinopteri, Characiformes, Serrasalmidae. Gene Ontology annotation, molecular function: transmembrane transporter activity. The record is from RefSeq and is a predicted model, not a curated record. The transcript is spliced from 6 exons.
AUGGGGUGUGUGAGUGUGAUCGAGCCUGUGGUUGGCCUGCAUGCCUUCGCCAUGUUCAUGACCUACCCGCUGCUACAGCAGUAUGUCUACAGGAGACUGUGGCACCAGCUGAGUGGCUAUCCUUACCCAUCUAGUGCAAACUAAUCCCACUGCUCAAACAACUACAGCAACCUCAGCGUUCAGCAGGCUGUGCAGACGGAGACGUCACGCUUCCUCCUACAGAGCGAGCUGAUUUUCCUCCUCCCCUGCCUGUUCUCUUCACUGUUGCUGCUGUCAUACAGUGACUACAGGGGGCGGAAGGUGGCCAUGGUGCCCCCCCUUGUGGGUGAUUUUCUCUUCACUUUAAGCUACUUUAUAGUGAGCUGGUUCUCACUUAGCUUGGGCUACCUGUUGGCUGCUGCCUUCUUGGCCGGUCUGCUGGGCGGUCCCAACACCCUCCUAGGAGGCUGCUUCUCCUAUGUGGCUGACCGCUGCCAAGAACGGCCAGCUGGGAAAAAGACUGUCCAAAUGGCCCGUCUGGACGCAGUCCUGGGUGUCCUGUCUGGCUUAGGCUCCCUCUGCACUGGUUUCUUCAUCAGAGCUGCAGGCUUCAGCUGGCCCUUCCUUACUGCAUCCAUGCUACAUCUUCUUAACCUACUGUAUGUGCUAGGGGUCCUGAAAGAGCCUCUUGGGCAAAACCUGCCCCCUAGUCCUUCCAGUCCUGGUUCAGCUGCUGAGCCACCUCGUCUGUCCCAGGCUCACUUUGUGGCUGGCCGUCUACAGGGCGUCUACCUGCUGUUUGCCGCUUCCACACGGAGAAGGAAUACAGUGCUGCUGCUCCUCCUGAGUGCCUUCAUCUUCUACAAGGUGGCCAAACUGGGAGGAAUGUCCAUCUUUAUCCUAUUUGAGCUGAAUGCUCCACUGUGCUGGAAUGAGCUGCUCGUUGGCUAUGGAUCUGCUCUUUCAACUCUGAUCUACCUGAACAGUUUUGCUGGUGUGGCUCUGCUCUCACGAUGGCUGCCUGAUGGUCACAUCGCUUUGCUGGGGCUGCUGUCCAUCGCUGGUGGCCUCUGUAUGGCCGCCUUCGCCAAGACCACACCACUUAUGUUCCUGGUGCGGCUGCCUCUGCUCCUGUCCAUCAUGCCUGCUCCUGUGUUGCGCUCCAUGAUGUCUAAACUGGUGCCUAGCUCUGAGCAGGGUGCUGUAUUUGCUUGUGUGGCCUUUGUGGAAAUGCUGAGUAUGGGGCUGGCGUUCCCAGUGUUCAGUAGCAUUUACGCUGCUACCAUCUCAUGGUUCCCAGGUUUCAGUUUCCUCUUAGCAGCCGGACUUGCUCUAAUACCUGCUACUCUGAUUGGUGCUGUGCUGUGGCUAAGAAUGGACGGGGAGGAGUGCAGCAGAUUGACCACUGAAGACGAUACUGAGGGCAGCACAAGUUCUGAGAUCCUUCAGCUCCCGCAGUGGCAUGACUGCUGAGAGACAUUCUGUACUGUACUCAGUUAGAUAGCAGUGCCAUUCUGUUAUA